AUAUAUAUAUUUUUUUUUUUGGAGACGGAGUCUCGCUCUGUCACCCAGGCUAGAGUGCAGUGGCGCCAUCUCGGCUCACUGCAAGCUCCGCUUCUGGAUUCAUGCCAUUCUCCUGCCUCAGUCUCCCCAAUAGCUGGGACUACACGCGCCCGCCGCCACGCCCGGCUAAUUUUGUUUUUGUAAUUUUAGUAGAGACGAGAUUUCACAGUGUUAGCCAGGAUGGUCUCGAUCUCCUGACCUCGUGAUCCGCCCGCCUCGGCCUCCCAAAAGUGCUGGGACUACACGCGUGAAUAUUUUUAAAAAAGCAAUUUCAUGUACAUUUUCUCAGGCACCACUCAAGCUGCCUGUCCAAAGGGCAGACGACCUCUCCUUUAGUCUUUCUCUUGAAUAUGCUCUUCAAUUUCAUUAAUCUCUAUUCAUGGGUAUAACAAUAUUGGAAAAAUUGGACAGAGUAGCACUUGUUCCUGGCUUUGCAGACUAGAGAUGCUUCUAUUCCCUGUUGGCACACUCAGGAUGAGGGCUAAGGGCAGCCCAAGAAUUCAGCCUCUCUCUCUAAAUGUCAACUGUUUUCAAGUAACGACAGGUCAGGGGUCCCAUCUGUUCAUUCUCCUCCACAGUGGCCCCACAAUAUCCGUCAGGUGUUUAUGUAUCCAAAGAGGAGGCUACUCACUCCAUCUGGUAAACCAACAUACUCAUGAUGUAGUGGAAAGAGCCCCGGAGUAGCACAGGGGGCUGCCUCAAUACACACUUACUGAGCGUCUAACAGUGAAUGAGUCAAGUCCUUCGCAGGCACUGGCAAUGGGAAGAUGACCAAAACAAACGGCUGAACCUUGCUUUCAAGGCCUUCAUAAAGCACUGGAGAUGACAAACACGGUCCGAUACAAAGGGUCAGGUUCAGGACUCCAGUCACUAUUAUCAAAGAGCCACGGGAAUACAAAGGAAGGAUUUACUAGCGGGGGAAGUUCCUGGAGGGCAUCACAAAGAGACCUCUGAGCUGGAUCCGGAAGGACAGAUGAGUUUAAGCUGAAAGUGGGGACGGUCGUUCCCGCUGGCGGGAACCGAAGGAGCCAAGGCAGCUUUGGGGCGGAGACCAGGUGGCACCCGCGUCGCUGCAAGGACACACAAGCUGUUGUAAGAGGGUCAACCUCUCCGGGCCUUGGCUCAGAAACCUGGGACGAUUACACUCUAAAAGCGCUUGGAAAAACUGCAAAACUCGUACUGCUUUUCGCAAAAGCUACUACCGAGCCGCGAGCGCAGGAAGCCCUGCGAGGCGUCUGCGAGGACGCAAACGCCGCGAAACGAGUCCUCCACGCCUCCAUCCCCGGCAUAGUGAAGUGUAGUCCUCUGGCCCACAGCCGAAAGGAAAGACCCGGGUCGGGGAGGGCCCCUCCAGGGGCGGGCUCAGCCGGAGUCUGCCCGAGCUGCGCGCGGCCACGGUGGUUCCGCGGCCUGGCGCUAAGUGCCUCCCGCCGUCUCCCACUGCAGCCCCCACCGCCCCUCCGCAAGGCCCGGCGCCUCCCGCCACCUCCUCGGUUGCUGCGGCCGCUCCAGCUCCUCACAGCCGUUAAACCCAGGCCUAUCCCGCGGUCGGUUCUCUUCGGCUCUCUUCGCCGUGACGAAUCGGCGCCCGGCUAGGAAAGUAUCCAAAUUCGGGGAGUUUUGAGGAACCAAUGGGGCCUGAAAAAAAUCCCAGAGUGUGCUAAGCAUCACCGCAUCCUCACUAGAAGGUUUAUUUUUUCCAAAGAGGGUCGGGUGGGGCCCGGAAAAAAAAAAUUAAGAAGAGUGUGGAAAGUGCGAGUGCGGAAGCUCCGGACGCGAGGGGCGGGGCGUGCGCGGGACAAAGGGAAGCGAAGCCGGAGCUGCGGGCGCUUUUACUGCCCGCGGUGUCUCAGAUUCAUUCUUAAGGAACUGAGAACUUAAUCUUCCAAAAUGUCAAAAAGACCAUCUUAUGCCCCACCUCCCACCCCAGCUCCUGCAACACAAAUGCCCAGCACACCAGGGUUUGUGGGAUACAAUCCAUACAGUCAUCUCGCCUACAACAACUACAGGCUGGGAGGGAACCCGGGCACCAACAGCCGGGUCACGGCAUCCUCUGGUAUUACGAUUCCAAAACCCCCAAAGCCACCAGAUAAGCCGCUGAUGCCCUACAUGAGGUACAGCAGAAAGGUCUGGGACCAAGUAAAGGCUUCCAACCCUGACCUAAAGUUGUGGGAGAUUGGCAAGAUUAUUGGUGGCAUGUGGCGAGAUCUCACUGAUGAAGAAAAACAAGAAUAUUUAAACGAAUACGAAGCAGAAAAGAUAGAGUACAAUGAAUCUAUGAAGGCCUAUCAUAACUCCCCCGCGUACCUUGCUUACAUAAAUGCAAAAAGUCGUGCAGAAGCUGCUUUAGAGGAAGAAAGUCGACAGAGACAGUCUCGCAUGGAGAAAGGGGAACCGUACAUGAGCAUUCAGCCUGCGGAAGAUCCAGAUGAUUAUGAUGAUGGCUUUUCAAUGAAGCAUACAGCCACCGCCCGUUUCCAGAGAAACCACCGCCUCAUCAGUGAAAUUCUUAGUGAGAGUGUGGUGCCAGACGUUCGGUCAGUUGUCACAACAGCUAGAAUGCAGGUCCUCAAACGGCAGGUCCAGUCCUUAAUGGUUCAUCAGCGAAAACUAGAAGCUGAACUUCUUCAAAUAGAGGAACGACACCAGGAGAAGAAGAGGAAAUUCCUGGAAAGCACAGAUUCAUUUAACAAUGAACUUAAAAGGUUGUGCGGUCUGAAAGUAGAAGUGGAUAUGGAGAAAAUUGCAGCUGAGAUUGCACAGGCAGAGGAACAGGCCCGCAAAAGGCAGGAGGAAAGGGAGAAGGAGGCCGCAGAGCAAGCUGAGCGCAGUCAGAGCAGCAUCGUUCCUGAGGAAGAACAAGCAGCCAACAAAGGCGAGGAGAAGAAAGACGAUGAGAACAUUCCAAUGGAGACAGAAAAAAAUUGCCAGCUCUGUCCUAGAAAAACCCUUACUUCUAGGUAUACUGAUUUUCCUGAUUAAAAGCAUCCCUCAAGAGGAGACACACCUUGAAGAAACGACAGAGAGCCAACAGAACGGUGAAGAAGGCACGUCUACUCCUGAGGACAAGGAGAGUGGGCAGGAGGGAGUCGACAGUAUGGCAGAGGAAGGAACCAGUGAUAGUAACACUGGCUCGGAGAGCAACAGUGCAACAGUGGAGGAGCCACCAACAGAUCCCAUACCAGAAGAUGAGAAAAAAGAAUAAAUGUUGCCUUGUUUUAUGUGUUCUAAAUACUUUUUUAAAUGAAAAAAUGUUUUUUGGUUUUAAUGGUGUUAUGUGGUUUGUGUAUUAAUUUUUUUCUUGUCCAUAUCACACCACCAAAGGCUUUUGGACCAUUUAGCAUCAUGAGCCUAAUGGCACAGUCAGUCACCUUUCUUAAGUGUUGUGAAGAUGGCUCUUUUCUUUGGAUCUUGUUUCUAGCCCUCAACUGCUGAAAGCCUCAGAAUUUAGGUUAAUUGAGAAAACACCCACCUCUUUUAGAGAAUUAUCCUUUGAUGCUGCAGAAUCUACUCUUACAAUGCCUUCCUACAGCUCACUGGGGUGCUUACCAAAGCCAUAGCUUUAAACCUUCCCAAUCCCCAUCAACAGCUUCCUGAAAGUUUCCUCUCUUGUUUACUUCUGCAAAGGGUAGCUUCUUAAAAACGUGAUCAUGUAUGAGUAAGUAUUUGUUCACUUACCCUUUUUUACUUUUAAUCAAUGUCAGAUACCAAGAGUUGUGUUAAGAAGUUGAGUGUAGCCUGCAACUACGCGUGGAUCUUACUGAUCCAGAAAUAGUCCCCAUAGUUAGAGUAGUUACUUAUGAAAUGGUCAUUAAAGUGAACACAGCACAUAUACAUUAUCUGUACUGCUUUUUGUUAUGAUUAAUAUUGGGUAUGUUCUGGUAAAUCCAUCCUUAUUGUAUAGAAAGAAAAUUACUUUUUUACCAGGUUUUCCAAAGACAGAAUAGAUCACAAAGCUCAAGGAAUUUAAUAUUCUUGUAAUGGACUAGAUAAUUCAAACUGAUUAGCCCAUUUCUGAAGAAAAACAGCUGGGAAUUAAGUUAAUCCACUUGAAAUUGUUUUACAAUAAUCAGAACAUUCGAAACCUCAAGGCUCAGGAUCCCAUAGAUCAGAGCCCACCUUUUUGAUAAACUCUUAAAGUCUUGGAGACUAGAAGCAAGACAGUUUGUGACACAUAUGCUUCCCAAAAACUAGAAUAGAUUUUUACUGAAUAGUGGUAUAUCUGAUGGUAUAUGUUUCUUAAAGGUCCAAAUGUAAUAAAAAAAAAAAAAUGAAGAAAAA
Molecule: messenger RNA, 4320 nt
Organism: Chlorocebus sabaeus (green monkey)
Lineage: Eukaryota; Metazoa; Chordata; Mammalia; Primates; Cercopithecidae
Gene: SMARCE1
Product: SWI/SNF related BAF chromatin remodeling complex subunit E1
Biological process (GO): negative regulation of DNA-templated transcription
Cellular component (GO): SWI/SNF complex
Molecular function (GO): nuclear receptor binding; nucleosomal DNA binding
Source: RefSeq, a predicted model, not a curated record